GUGCCCCCUGCAUAUAGCUUCAAAUUCCAUAUGCUCGAAACUGCUGCUUAAUAUUAUGCGCUGGUUGCAGAAGAGGACCAAAUGAGCAGGCGGCACAAUUUCCAACCGACAGCUUCUGGUCUCGCCCUCGGUCUGCUAUUAACAACUUCAUCUUACAUUGUCCUUUGCUCAGCCCAGCAUGUUGGCGUUCAACACCAUCGAGACAUCUGCGAUGGUGUUGCAGCUUGCAGCUCUGCCGGUCCCCCGCUAGGAACCACCGCUUCAUCAGAAGGCCCAAAGCCGAACACGUGGGCUUGGCUCAGGCAGUUACAAGAGGAGGAAAGGGCUGCCGAGAAUGCAAAGAAGGGCAUCCAUGUCGGCACCGAUUCUCGCCUAACCGUGACGCAGCACACCAACGCUAUCGCUGCUUCAGCACCAGCUGCAGCCAAGGAUGGCAUCGCCUCACUUAAAGCACAAGACUCAAGCGCUUUUUGGGCCCAUCAAAGCAGCUUGGAGCACGCUCAUGCCUCCUCCCGCAAGCGAGGACUUGUUGGACUGCCAAGCGCUGCCUUUUUAAGCGGCCUGCUGAUCGGCUUCGUUGUGGGCAUAAGCACUGGCGUGGCUUGGGCUAGGAGGAGCAACCUUUUUAGCGCAAGCCCUCCUCCGGUUGGCCCAACAAGUAGUGAAGCAGCAAAGAGACCGAGCGGUGACGCAGCUUCACCAACUCUUCCUGACGAUGUUGUGGCAAAGGUCGAGACCAUUCCCAAGACAGCCACUAACACUGCUGUGAACGGUGCUCCACCAGCUGAACGUGGUUGUGCCCGCGCUGAGUACAGCGAGGGUAGCAGCACCUGGAACUGCGGGAAGUGUGAUGACGGGAUAGGGGAGGUAUCAACUAGCAAUCCAUGUGAUCCAUCCCCAAUAACUAAGCUCACGGUGAGGGUCGCAGCACCCGCGGACAGUGGUGCUGUUGUCGAGGGCAGUAGUGACAACAUGACUGCUUCGGCUUGUGGGCCUUCUGCCUCUUCUUCCGCUGCCGUACAACCGUCUGUUGUAGCACCAGCGGAUAGCGACGUCAAAACCCCGUGGCGGCAGCGGCCUGCCCCUCUCGAUGUGGCUGCCACACCGGUUGGAGCUGCCAGCGGCGGCCAGACACCUCUUCCUGCGCAGACCAGCUGCACCACGCCCUCUUCUUGGCGUCGGUCCCCGCUGGCCUCCCCGACAGAGGGCAUCAUCAGCGCGGCGGCAUCGCUGUUGGCUAUGCUAGCCGGUCGUGCGGACAGGCCCGCAGAUCGCGCCACCCUGACGGAAUUCGCAGCGGAGCUGCGGCAACGUCAGCAUCUCGACCCCAGGCGGCGCCGUACGGUCACAUCCGACGAGGGCACUACGCCAGCACCCAUCAUGCGCAUCCCGACCCAAGACAAAGCGGACGAGCCGCCGACGAUCCAUGCGUCCAAGCCGCCUCUCGCACCCGCGGGCAGCGCACUGGGCUAUGCCGGCAGGUCGGCAGGAGCUGCACCUUCGUCCUCAGCCGUGUCCAGGUCACCUGGGGAUGGGGACCAUGGAUGGCUGCAGCUGCAGCAGCCCGGCGCGCUGGGACCCGUCGCCUGCUCCAGCGCCCUCCAAGGCCAGUUUCGGCUGGCGACGCUAGCUGAAGAGGCGGAGGCUUGCUCGCACCAGCAUUAUGCCAUGAUGCAGCGAGGCAUGGCGGGAGAUCCGCAAUUACAGCAGCAGGCGAUCUUGACAGCACUCGAUAUCGCACACAUGUUCUGUGGUGCAGUGGGGGUAGUGUACAGGGCGGCGUCGGAGAUCACGUCCGCCAUCACAGCCGGCACCACUGCCAUCAAGGAGCUUACCGCUGUGGUCGCGAACUUUGCCGCCGACAUGCGGGAUAACACCAGGGUGAUGCGCGCCAUCACGUUGCAGCGCGAUCUGAAGGCGCAGCGGUUAGCGGUGCAGGCCGCCAUGACGCGCGGCAUGUGGGUCAGCCUGAUUGCGAUUGUGUUUGGCUCGUGGAUGUGGGGCCGCUGGGAGGAGGUGUCCAGGCGCUGCGCAGUGGAGCCAGGGCACUGGAUGCCGCGAACGGCAGCCGCGGCGGCAGCGCCGGGGUUCAAGUUCCUGUUUUCGCCGGUUUGGUGGUUUUCACGGGCCCUGGGGCUGCCAACUGCGCAAUCGUUCCGCGGCAGCAGCCACGGGGCCAUGUUGGGCUUGCUGCACUGGCCCUACGUGUCAUGGGCGCUCUGCCACGUCCACGAGCUAGGCCUCUGGUGUGUGGGAUGCCUCGUCCUGCUGUACCUCUUGGUACCCGUGCUCCGGUGGGCGGCCUCCAUCGCCACACCGCACUCGUGGAUGCUGGACAUCCCUUUCACCUUUGGCAUCCUCUGCGCUGCGCCGGGCUGCAUCGCGGUUUCCUUCCUGGGAGGCAGCUGGGCGGUGUGGCUGGUGUCGUGGUGGCUGUGGUGCGCUGCGGGCUUUGGCCUGCAUGUACGGUACCUGCGGUACACCCUGAGCCACAUGGCGGCGUUGCUGAUGCUGAUGUUUGUGGCACCGGCAUUGAUGGGGGUGCUGCCGUACGCGGCCUGGUUGAGGCCAAUGCACUAUGUCAUGGAGGAAUGGGCGGUGUUUCUGUUGCGGCAGGGCAUGCGCUCGCUUGGUAAGCGCAGCGAGGAGGAGAUUGAGGCGUUUCUGGCCGGAGAGGGGUUCCUCUUGUAGCGCUGUUGCUCAUGCGGACAUGCGGGGUGUGUGGCGUGAGAGGCUGGAUGUGCGGGGGAGGGCGCUACCGUUAUGAGGAAUGCGGGACUGGAAGACACGGAGUUAGGUUUGGACGGGUUGAGGGCAGAAAUUGGCAAGCCGCAGACGAUGGCAGGAUGACGUGCGUGGCUUGUCACAGGGAGGGACGUUAAGUGAGAAGGAUAGGAGAUGCGUAGAUGCCCCUACCCUUGGGACCGCUACCGCAUGUUUGCAUGGUAGGCGUCGUCUAGGAUUCGGCUUAUGUACCGGUAUUGGAGGGGCGUCCAUGGGCGAGUCAAUAAAUGUGCUAGUAAAUUGCGUGCGUGUCUCUGAUAUAGGUGUAUAGGAUUAAUAGCUGUCUUCUCCGGAGUUGUUGCCUUUCCGGUUAGCUGCAGAAGUUAGCUGUCAGACAUCUAAAGAUCCAACAUCCUUCCUUCGGGUAUGAUUUGGUGUCCAUACAAGUACAGUCAACGGGCGAUUGUGACGGUUUUGGUAGGCUAAUUAGACCCACACUCUGUCGCCUGCUUAUAACGCGACCAUAGACCGUCUGAAUUUGGGAUCCUCACAGUGCGGGUGACUAGAGAUGUCAUAAGCGCUUGGCUUUGCGAGCCUGCAGUGUGCGGCGAUUAGGAGCCAUGCUAGCUAGACUGAGGGUGUGCUGAGGAUUGGGGAGAGUAGAAGAUAGUGCCAUG
Molecule: messenger RNA, 3401 nt
Organism: Astrephomene gubernaculifera
Lineage: Eukaryota; Viridiplantae; Chlorophyta; Chlorophyceae; Chlamydomonadales; Astrephomenaceae
Source: the annotation of a GenBank genome assembly